Molecule: messenger RNA, 750 nt
Organism: Solanum stenotomum
Lineage: Eukaryota; Viridiplantae; Streptophyta; Magnoliopsida; Solanales; Solanaceae
Exons: 2
Coding region: 1-750 (249 amino acids)
Biological process (GO): DNA integration
Molecular function (GO): nucleic acid binding
Source: RefSeq, a predicted model, not a curated record
AUGGGUCCCUUCCCACCAUCUACUGGAAACCAAUACAUUCUUGUGGAUGUGGAUUAUGUUAGUAAAUGGGUUGAGGCGGUUGCUCUUCCUUCGAAUGAUUCAAGGGUGGUGAUAAAGUUCAUAAAGAAGCACAUCUUCACCUGCUUUGGCACUCCAAGGGCAAUCAUAAGUGAUGAAGGUAAGCAUUUCAUUAACCAUCUUGUUAAAAACCUUCUUGCUAAGUAUGGUAUUCGUCAUAAGGUUGCUACAACUUACCAUCCUCAAACGAGUGGUCAAGUAGAGGUCUCGAAUAGAGAGGUGAAGAAAAUUUUGCAGAAAACGGUGAAUGCGCAGAGGAAAGAUUGGUCUGAGAAAUUAGAUGAUGUGUUGUUGAACUUGGACCCCGAGCUGGCCGGUAAAAAAAGAGUGAAUCAGUUGCAUGAACUUGAGGAGUUUAGGCUCCACGCUUAUGAGAAUGCCAAGUUUUACAAAGAAAAGACGAAGAGGUCACAUGACAAGCACAUAGUAGCUCGUACUUUCAAUUCGAGAGAUAAUGUACUACUCUUUAACUCUAGACUAAGGUUAUUCCCCGAAAAACUAAGGUCGAAGUGGAGUGGUCCUUUCGAAGUGAUCAGAAUGACACAACAUGGGGUUGCUGAACUUAAAGGUAAGACUGGCCUUACGUUCUUGGUCAAUGGGCAAAGGGUGAAACACUACUUUGGUGAGGAUUCAAAUCGUGAUCGGGAGGCUCUUGAGCUAAAUGAUGAAUGA